Molecule: messenger RNA, 1524 nt
Organism: Meriones unguiculatus (Mongolian gerbil)
Lineage: Eukaryota; Metazoa; Chordata; Mammalia; Rodentia; Muridae
Product: ubiquilin-3-like
Exons: 1
Coding region: 1-1524 (507 amino acids)
Biological process (GO): ubiquitin-dependent protein catabolic process
Cellular component (GO): cytosol
Molecular function (GO): polyubiquitin modification-dependent protein binding
Source: RefSeq, a predicted model, not a curated record
AUGGCACGGGCUAGGGAGGAAGCAGGGGACAGCCAGCUGGUGUCUGGCAGGGAGCCAUCCUCAGGUAUCAUCAGAGUGACUGUCAAGACGCCACGGGACAGCAAGGAGUUCUGGCUGGCAGAAAACAGCAACGUCCUCCGCUUUAAGAAACAAAUCUCCAAAUACCUUCACUGUGAUACUGACCGAUUGGUGCUCAUCUUCACUGGGAAGAUCCUCCAGGAUCAAGACAUACUGAGCCAGCGCGGUGUUCUUGAUGGCUCUACGGUCCACGUGGUAGUGAGGACUCGCUUGAAAGGGUCAGCCUGCGCAGGAACUCUGGCAGGCCCCACAGGCCACAGUACCCACCGUUCAGAACCACUGGCCUCUGACAGUGCUAGGGUGCUAGCCAGGCUGGGUCGCCUGGCCCGGCGCUCACCGGACCUAGCUGAUUUCUUCAGCCAGCUUGUCCAACUGCUGACAUCAGCACCAGAGUCUUUGGUGCAAUUCUUGGAAGAUCCUCUGAUUCAAGGAUUGGCAAAUGCGAAACAAGCCAAUGGCAUGCGCCUUCCGGAAUCCUCAAAGAAGACACAGAAACGAGACUCAGCUCUCAAGUUUCCGGAAAACUUUCAGAAGCCUGCGCGACAGCAGGAGGUCCUGCAGGAACACAAGCACAGGCUAGCGGCCCCGAAAGCUGUGCCAGGAGGCGACAACGCUAUGCGUCCCGGGUUCUCUGAUAUCCAGCAGAUCAUGCUCUCCACUCUGGCCUUAUUGGCGGCCUCUAAAGGCCACCUUCCAGGCUCAGAGCUGUGUAGAGGGGAAGCCAACAACGCUCACUGCAGUUCUGAUCCUCCGGUCAGGACCUUGGCACAGGAGGUUAGUACAGGAGGAGUUACCCAGGUCAAGGGCAUACAUUCAAGUCAGGCGAGUUCACGGUGCCGACCUGGUACACUAGACCUACAACCAGAUCCAGAUCUCCCCUCCCAAGAGAGCCUGCAGCCGGUGGAGAAAGACCCUGUAAGCAGUCAGCUCUCGCCGCUUGUCCUGUGCCGAGCGGUGAACGUCCUGCAGCAGAUUUCAGCUCUGCUCCACCAGCUGGCAACUGGCAGCCCCCUGCUCCAUCAUAUACCACUUCUCCCCGCCCUCACCAACCCUCGGGUGCUGCAGGCGUUGCUACAGAUAGAACAAGGCCUACAGACGCUGUCCAGGGAGGUGCCUGAGCUGGGACUCUUCUUGAGAGGUUCAGCUAAACCACGUGGGGCUAGAGGAGUCUCAGAAACCAGGGGGAGAAGACAAGCCCACAGAGAAGACACCACGCAACACUCCUUGGCUCUUGAGCUCUUCCGAUCCUCGGCCAACACCUGUUCCCAUUCUACCCAGAGCGAGCUGUCCUCCACCCUCCUCACCGAAAGUCGCUACCAGCGCGAACUGGAGCAGCUGGAGGCCUUGGGUUUUUCCAACCGCGACGCAAACCUGCAGGCGCUUAUAGCCAUGGAUGGAGAUAUCCACGCUGCCAUUGAGAUGCUUCUAGGGGCUCCGCAGGUCUAG